Molecule: messenger RNA, 621 nt
Organism: Nicotiana tabacum (common tobacco)
Lineage: Eukaryota; Viridiplantae; Streptophyta; Magnoliopsida; Solanales; Solanaceae
Source: RefSeq, a predicted model, not a curated record
AUGGCGGAACACACUUUUGCAAUAGAGCGUUUGCACGGCUGUUGGAAAAUGAAUGCAACAAGGACUGAUUGGGCAAGGAAGCUGGAUGAUGCAUAUUGGGCAUACCGCACAGCCUUUAAAACUCUAAUUGGUAUGUCACCGUACAAGUUGGUAUUUGGAAAGGCAUGCCACCUCUCGGUGGAUCUUGAGCACAAAGCACUUGGGGCAUUGUGGCAGUUGAACUUGGACAUGGAGACAGUAGACACUAACAGAGUCACUAGGUUACAUGAGCUAGAGGAAUUCAGGUUCCAAGCAUUUGAGAGUGCUAGAUUAUACAAACAACGGAUGAAACUGAUGCAUGACAAGCACAUUGUGGACCAAAACUUCAAAUCCGGAGAGUUGGUGUUGUUAUACAACUCCAAAUUGAGAUUGUUUCUGGGUAAGUUGAAGUCCCGAUGGUCAGGACCCUUUAGAGUGGUGCAAAUGUUCCCAAGUGGAGCUGUCGAGAUUGAAUCAGAGGAUGGGACGAAUAAGUUCACAGUGAAUGGUCAAAAGUUGAAACAUUACCUUGGAAUGGCAAAUGAGAAAGGGGACAGAGAGAUAACAAUGUUGGACGAGCCCCAAUACGUGAAUGAGGAGUGA